Messenger RNA from Gossypium raimondii (Peruvian cotton), 765 nucleotides. Its product is annotated as protein FATTY ACID EXPORT 6. NCBI's taxonomy places the organism in Eukaryota, Viridiplantae, Streptophyta, Magnoliopsida, Malvales, Malvaceae. The coding region runs from base 125 to 484 and encodes 119 amino acids. The record is from RefSeq and is a predicted model, not a curated record. The transcript has 3 exons. Gene Ontology annotation, cellular component: membrane.
ACAGUUUCCACACGCCAGAAGAAAAAAAAUCAAAAGCCAACCCAUUUCUGAUUUUCCAUUUGAUCUGUUCAACUCAAGUUUACUCCUAAAUUUUCUCAAGGAAAAAACACAAACUCUCCCCAAAAUGCAUGAUUUUUGCUUCACGAUCCCUUAUGGAUUAAUUCUUGUGGCUGGAGGAGUUAUUGGGUAUUGGAGGAAAGGAAGCACAGCAUCACUCGCUGGGGGUGUAGGCACUGGGUUUGUUCUCAUUCUUGCUGGAUAUUUGAGCUUUAAAGCUUUUGAGAAGAAAAAGAACUCUUAUUUUGCUUUGAUUCUGGAGACUGUUACUGCUGCUGUGCUGACAUGGAUCAUGGGACAACGUUAUUACCAAACAUCUAAAGUUAUGCCGGCCGGAAUUGUUGCCGGAAUCAGUGUUCUUAUGACCGGGUUUUACUUGUACAAAAUCGCUACCGGCGGCAAUCAUUUCCCAGCCAAGACGGAAUGAUGAACACUGGUACAUUGACAUUACCAGUUACAACAGAUCUUUCAAGAUCAUUGAAGCUUAGCUGCUUGAAUUGGAAAAGUUUAGUUACACAACAUGUGCUGUACUUUCUUUAUUUUUUGGACAAUACAUGUGUUGUACUUUGAUGUGUGCAUGAAGUUAAAAUAUAGCCUGUCUUGUAUACCAAAGAACCUCGGUUUAUUCCUUUACCAAAGUUAUGCUGUUCUGUAGGAAAUAUUCUUCUUUUGAAGUUAGUGGAGUGAAUGGCUCACUUAAUUCUCCAA